Amblyraja radiata (thorny skate) is the source of this 1467-nucleotide messenger RNA. RefSeq names its product E3 ubiquitin-protein ligase TRIM39-like. Lineage: Eukaryota; Metazoa; Chordata; Chondrichthyes; Rajiformes; Rajidae. Gene Ontology annotation, molecular function: protein binding; zinc ion binding. The transcript is spliced from 7 exons. The coding region runs from base 16 to 1467 and encodes 483 amino acids. The record is from RefSeq and is a predicted model, not a curated record.
GUUGCUGAAGUUAACAUGGCUACGAAAGAUCAGGUCGACAGUUUAACCAAGGAGCUCGAUUGUCCCAUCUGCCUGGAUUUCUUCACCGAUCCGGUGUCACUGGAGUGUGGGCACAACUUCUGCCGCUCCUGUAUCACACAGAGUUGGGACAGGGAGGGGAGAAACUCCUGCCCGGAAUGUAGAGAGGAGUUUGUGAAUCGCACCCUCGGGGUAAGUCGGGCCUUGGCGAGACUGUCAGAUAAAUUUCGGACACUGCGCGAGAAUCAGGAGAAGGGAGUUACACACGACUGCGAAGAACAUCAGGAAGAGCUAAAGCUGUUUUGUGAAGCUGAUAUGGAGCUGAUCUGUGUGAUUUGUGCAGCGGGGCGGAAACACAAGUCUCACAGCUUCACGCUGAUAGCAGAAGCUGCUGAAUUCUACAAGGAUCAAGUGAGAUACUCCUUCGAAUCUCUCGCCAAAAAUAAAUCAGAGAUCCAGCAAAUGGAGCAGCAACAGAAACAGAAGAUUUCUGGAGUUCUGAAACAGUCACACAACCUUCAGUCACAGAUCGCAUCCCAGUUUGCUGAAUUAUUAUAUUGCAAUCAUUACACUUGUAGAAUCUCUACGCCAAUGUCCACUUCUGUCUGUGUCACAACAACAAUAAGAGUUGGGAGAUGGAAAAGUUCUGGAGCUUGUUGUAAUUUGUGUGAAACUCCCACUGUUGGAAUGGGAAUGUCCCGUAUCAGUCUACUCAGAUUUGUGUUUGAUUUCUUGCAGGAGCAAGCUGGUGCGAACAGGAGGGAAAGUGAGGAAGUGAAAACACUCUCAGUGACAGACGGUGCCUUGACGAUUGACAAAAUCGAUCACCACUUUUUGAUGAACACGUUGUGGAGAGAAACGUCUACCAUUAAUCAAGUCUCCGUCACCCUGGAUGUGGAAACGGCUCAUCCCAACCUCGAGGUGUCUGUGGAUCGGAAGGGGGUGAGAUGGACCGGGACCCUGAUGAAUCUCCCUGACACCGGGAAGAGGUUUACAUUCAGUCGGUGUGUGCUGGGAUCAGAGGGAUUCACAUCGGGGAGACAUUACUGGGAGGUGGAGGUGGCGGGUACCCGGCGCUGGAGUCUGGGAGUCGCCGCAGAAUCUGUAGAGAGGAAGAGAGUGGUGGAACUGACCCCGGAGACUGGAGUCUGGAUCAUCAGGCGGCGAGGUGACAAGUUUGAUCCAUUCACUUCCUCUCCAUCCCGUCUCCCAACCCGUCCCAUCCCCGGGAGGGUGGGAGUUUAUCUCAAUUACGAGUCCGGGACAGUUUCAUUUUAUGACGCGGACACCAAGUCCCAUCUCCACACCUUCACUGGGAAUAAAUUCACGGAGAAACUUUAUCCUUUCUUCUGGACUUGGGCUGAAUACUUUUGUGAAAAUAUAAAGAUUGAAGCAAUCGCCCUGGGCUCCGCGGGUUCAGCAGCAGCAGCCGCGGGCCGCGAGUCCUGA